This is a messenger RNA of Paralichthys olivaceus (Japanese flounder), 899 nucleotides long. RefSeq names its product stathmin 1b (gene stmn1b). Gene Ontology annotation, cellular component: cytoplasm; neuron projection. Gene Ontology annotation, molecular function: tubulin binding. Gene Ontology annotation, biological process: microtubule depolymerization; regulation of microtubule polymerization or depolymerization; neuron projection development. Lineage: Eukaryota; Metazoa; Chordata; Actinopteri; Pleuronectiformes; Paralichthyidae. The record is from RefSeq and is a predicted model, not a curated record.
GCGCGAAGGUGCAGAUGUUGGCGGUCUGAGGGUCUGAGGGUCUGAACCAGAGGACCCGGAGAACUGAAGUGGGAUCAUCGCACUUGACGAGGUAUUAAAGACAACACUUCUGCUGAAAUGGAAGCCUGUGGAGGAAUCCAAGUGAAAGAGCUGAACAAGCGUAAUUCAGGUCAGGCGUUUGAGGUCAUCCUGAGCCCCUCAACUCCUGACGCCAAGGUGGAAUUUCCACUGUCCCCUCUUAAAAAGAAGGAAACGUCACUGGAUGGUAUUAAGAAGAAACUGGAGGCUGCUGAGGAGAGACGCAAGAGUUACGAGGCUGAUGUGCUGAAACACUUGGCUGAGAAACGAGAGCACGAGAAGGAAGUCAUCCAGAAGGCCCUCGAGGAAAACUGCAACUUUAGCAAGAUGGCGCAAGAGAAGAUCAAUCAAAAGAUGGAGGCAAACAAGGAGAACCGCAGCGCACGGAUGGCAGCUCUCAACGAGAAGUUCAAGGAGAAGGACAAGAAGCUGGAAGAAGUGAGGAAGAACAAGGAGGCGAAGAAAGAACAUGAAAAUUGAUUUGAUAUAAGCUACAAAAACAAAACAGUUUUGACAUCUCCAAAGAUUUGGCUAUAUUUUUUUAUCUGAUGCUUUCACUACUAUUCUUUUUUAGACUUGUUUACACUGUUGAUACUGAUGCUGUUACACUGUUAGUUGGUUAUAGUUGGUCAUAGCUUAGAUUUUGUGUGGAUAUAGUUGGGUUUAACUUGUAGACUUCUAUUUGGCAGCUGAUUUCAUAUUUUGUAGAAGAACUUUGUUUUUUCAUGAGAAGACAUUUCAUUGCAAUGAACUAGUCCUCAUGCUUCCUACUGUUAAAAUACCUUUUCUGAGCUGUUAAUAAAGUUUUAAGUUUGAAUAUA